UUUGGGGGUUCCUGCACUCCCUGGCCAGGCUUUAGCGACACCAGUUCGUCCUCUCCGCUGCCGUUCUCGACCCCGCGAGGAAGAGAAGAUGUUACGAGCUGGUUUUUCGGUGUUUCUGGUGACCCUGCUCAGCAUACAAGCUCAGGGCCAGCAACGGAGCAACCUUGCAGAGGUGUUGACAGCGAGAGGCUUCACGCAGCUCGUCGACUUGGUGGUCACUGCCGGGCUUGCGGAUACGGUCUCAAAUGGAGGUCCCUUCACCAUCUUCGCCCCGACCAACAAGGCAUUUGAAGCACUCGACCCCCAGCUGGUCAACUCCCUCUUGGCUGACACGGAGAUGCUGAAGAACGUGUUGCUGUACCACGUGGUGUCGGGGAGGGUCGUGUCUUCGAGUCUCAGAGACGGCAUGGUGGCCGACUCUGUUCAAGGAGGACCUCUGAGGAUUAACGUGAAUAGGAAUGGCGUCAAGGUCAACGACGUCGCCGUGACCCAGGCUGACAUCAUGGCGAGAAACGGGGUCAUCCACGUCAUCGACCAGGUCCUGAUGCCUCCUGAAGACGUCGGAAACCUCGCCGAAGUCCUGACGUCUCAAGGAUUCAGUCAGCUCGUCGACUUAGUGGUGACUGCCGGGCUGGCGGACACGGUCUCCAAUGGCGGUCCCUUCACCGUCUUCGCCCCGACCAACGAGGCCUUCCAAGCCCUCGACCCUGAGCUCGUGAAGGCCCUGCUCGCCGACCCCGAGAGGCUGAAGGACGUCCUGCUGUACCACGUGGUCCCCGGCGCCGUCCUCUCGUCCGACCUGAGCGACGGCCUCGUGGCCACCACGGCGCAGGGCGGGGACCUUAGGGUCAAUGUGAACGGCAAUAGGGUGACUGUCAACGACGUGGCCGUGACCCAGGCUGACAUCCCAGCGAGCAACGGGGUCAUCCACGUGGUUGACCAGGUGUUGCUCCCCGCUGAAAACAACGCGGGGAAUUUGGCUGAAGUUCUGACUGCUGAAGGAUUCAGUCAGCUCGUCGACCUGGUUGUGACUGCCGGCCUGGCGGACACGGUUUCCACGGGAGGUCCCUUCACCGUCUUCGCCCCGACCAACGAGGCCUUCCAAGCCCUCGACCCUGAGCUCGUGAAGGCCCUGCUCGCCGACCCCGAGAGGCUGAAGGACGUCCUGCUGUACCACGUGGUCCCCGGCGCCGUCCUCUCGUCCGACCUGAGCGACGGCCUCGUGGCUACCACGGCGCAGGGCGGGGACCUUAGGGUCAAUGUGAACGGCAAUGCGGUAACUAUCAACGACGUGGACGUAACGAGAGCAGACAUCCCGGCCAGCAACGGAGUCAUCCACGUCCUGAACCAAGUCCUUCUGCCUCCUGAAAAUCUGGGCAACUUGGCUGAGGUCCUUACCGGCGAAGGAUUCAGUCAGCUGGUCGAUCUCGUCGUGGCUGCUGGGUUGGCUGAUACCGUUUCUAAUGGAGGUCCCUUCACCAUCUUCGCCCCGACAAACGAAGCUUUCCAAGCCUUAGACGCUGACCUGGUGACCUCCCUGGUGUCUGACCCCGAGAGGCUGAAGAAGGUCCUGCUGUACCACGUCGUCUCCGGCAGCGUCCUCUCCUCCGACCUCAGUGGCAGUGCCAUGGUUCCGUCUGUCCAAGGGGCGCCUCUUAAGGUCAGCCUUGAGGAGAACAGCGACAAGACGACGGUGACCGUGAACGGAGCCCCUGUGACGCGAGCCGACGUCCCCGCGAGCAACGGCGUCGUUCACGUGAUCGACCAGGUCCUUCUCCCGCCCGAGGAGAUGGGGAACCUUGCCGAGGUCCUCUCUGCUCAAGGCUUCACCCAGCUCGUUGACCUGGUCGUCGCUGCGGGAUUGGCUGAUACGGUUUCCAAUGGAGGACCCUUCACCAUCUUCGCCCCCACCAACAAGGCCUUCCAAGCCGUCGACAAAGCCACCCUGGACACCCUCUUAGCCAACCCAGACAUGCUGAAGAGUGUCUUGCUCUACCACGUCGUCCCCAGCGCCGUGUACUCCCCUCAGCUGAGUGAUGAUCAGUUGGUCAACACCGUCGAGGGGAAACCUCUGAGGGUCAACACUUACUUCAGUAAUAAUAUGGAUUCUGUCACCGUGAACGGCGUGAACGUCUCAAGAACAGACAUCGUAGCCAAGAACGGGGUGAUUCACGUGGUAGACAAUGUUAUCAUGGCUCCAGCAGGCAAUAUCGUCGAAGUUCUGGCCGCCGAUCCCAGAUUUUCGACUCUAGUGGCUGCCGUCAAAGCUGCUGGCUUGGUGGACACGCUGAGCUCAGAAGGCCCCUUCACAGUCCUCGCUCCCACUAACGACGCCUUUGCCAAGCUUCCCGAAGGCACAGUCGACCAGCUCCUGCAGGAUACGGCCUCCCUGAAGAAGAUUCUCCUGCGUCACGUGAUUCCUUCCUCGACGCUGUACUCAGGGGCUCUCUGCUGGAGGACCUAUAACACGGCCAGCGAAGAACAGAUUACCACCCAUCGUGACGUACUCCACCAUGUCAUGGUUACCAGCGGCGACAAGCGAGCCACUGUCGUCAUGCCUGACAUCAAUGCCUCCAACGGUGUCAUCCACGCCAUUGACACUGUCAUAUAAGCAUACCGAAGAUUCUCAGCUAUAAUGUUGUUCCAGUUAGAGAGGGCAUUUAUUAUGUGUUAUAUUUAUACUGCAUGUGAUACUCUGUGACGUCUUUGUAUGUCCCUUGAAAAUAUAACAUGUUUAUAUUGUAUGUGAUAAUAUCUUGUGGCAUUUGUGUUGAAUUAAAGCUUAAAAAAUGAA
Molecule: messenger RNA, 2794 nt
Organism: Penaeus vannamei (Pacific white shrimp)
Lineage: Eukaryota; Metazoa; Arthropoda; Malacostraca; Decapoda; Penaeidae
Product: transforming growth factor-beta-induced protein ig-h3
Source: RefSeq, a predicted model, not a curated record